AUGGAACAGUGGGAGACCGUCAGCUUGAACAGAACUUCCUCCUCUGCGAGUUCUGUAACCUCUGUGUCCGACUCUCAACCUGCUUCCCCUGCUGAGCCGAACGCGGAAGCAAGCUCUUCACGAGUAGAGGAUGCAGACUCGCGCGAGAGCUCACCGUCUGUAUCUGAUACAGAUGAAUCUUCCGCACCGGAUGUCACGACACCACUCGCCACCGCAUCCGAUCUCAAGGACGAGGAAACAAGUGUGGCGAAGCAUCCUGUAUAUUAUUUUGACGACGGAAAUGUGUGCUUUUUGGUAGAAGAUGUGCUUUACUGCGUACAUCGCUACUUCUUCCAACGCGAUUCGCAGUGGUUCCGCGACCUAUUCAAGUCGCCAGGGUCAGACCUCAAAGCAAAUAUGGGCGGCGAGCUACCUUCCGGCGACGUAUUUCUAUUGGAUGGCAUCACGAGCUUGGCAUUUGAUGCGUUUCUCUCCAUCCUCUAUCCUGUCGACUUCGACAAACCUGCGAUGCUCACAGCAGCGGACUGGGCCGUCGUGCUGAAACUCGCCUCAAUUUGGGACUUUGCUUCCAUCCGGCGCCUUGCGAUCGACCAACUGGAUGACACAGUGAACGAUUUCGACCGGCUCCUACUCGGCCGGUCGUGUGGCAUCGAUUCAUGGGUGCUCCCAGCACUUACAGGACUUUGCGAACGUUCUCAACCGCUAUCGCUCGACGAGAUCUUGCAGAUGUCGCCGCAGGAUAUAGCUCUUGUCACGCAAGUGAGAGAGGACGUGAGGUGUCCGCGACCCGUCGAAGUCGUGGGUUCCAUCGCGGUCAGGCGCUUUGUCUGGGAGAAACUGGGCGGUUCUACCAAUGCUUUGGGCCCCACGCGAUUGCCAUCUCAGAAUGCGGCUGGUACCACCUCUGAUACGCCCUCCCCAUUCCCUUCAACCCAACCUCUUCCGGACAAAGCGCGGGCCACAUCAAGGCCUGCGACGCCCGCAUCGACCACGAAAACCGCAUCCUCAUCUGAUACUACGCAGGCGUCCACGCAAGAUCCAUCGCCUGGGCCGUCGAGCUCUCAAGGUCGAGUCGGAGGCACUUUCUCUGCGAAGUUAGGAGCAGACCGCUCGUCAAGCCCCACACCAGCCAGCUCUCCUCUCACAAGUGAAGCCCAAGCUGGACACCCCUCCUCCCCUCCUGUUACCGUGGCUCCUACGCCCGCUGGCACGUCGUCGACAUGA
Molecule: messenger RNA, 1224 nt
Organism: Peniophora sp. CBMAI 1063
Lineage: Eukaryota; Fungi; Basidiomycota; Agaricomycetes; Russulales; Peniophoraceae
Source: the annotation of a GenBank genome assembly